AGGCGGAUCCACGUGCCUCCCGGUGUCCCCACGUGCCCGGUGUCCCCUCCCUCCAUCCCUCCCUCUGUCCCUGCCGGGCCAUGGCGGGGGCGGUGGCGGCCGCGGGAUCCGCCGAGCAGCUCCAGGAGCUGCUGCAGCUCCGCGACAGAUCCCUGGUAGUUGUCCAUUUCUGGGCACCAUGGGCUCCUCAGUGUGCACAGAUGAACGAGGUCAUGGCAGCACUGGCCAAGGAGCACACACAGGUCACCUUUGUGCAGUUGGAAGCUGAAGCUGUGCCUGAAGUAUCUGAAAAAUAUGGAAUUAGUUCUGUCCCAACGUUUUUGUUCUUUAAGAACUCCCAGAAAGUGGACAGGCUGGAUGGUGCCCAUGCCCCCGAGCUGACCAAGAAGGUGCAGCGCCACAUAUCCGGCACGUCCCUGUCUCCCUCCUCCAGCGACAGCGCCAAGGAGGAUCUCAAUGCACGUCUGAAGAAGCUCAUCAACGCUGCCCCUUGCAUGCUCUUCAUGAAGGGCUCUCCCAAAGAACCUCGCUGUGGUUUCAGCAAGCAAAUAGUGGAGAUCCUGAACAAACAUGGUGUUUCCUUCAGCAGCUUUGACAUAUUUUCUGAUGAAGAAGUUCGUCAGGGACUCAAAACUUACUCGAAUUGGCCAACUUACCCUCAGCUCUACGUGAAUGGAGAGCUCAUAGGGGGGCUGGAUAUUAUCAAGGAACUUGAGGCAUCUGGAGAGCUGGACACGAUCUGUCCCAAGGCCCAGAAGUUGGAGGACAGGCUUAAAUCCUUGAUAAACAAAGCUCCUGUGAUGCUCUUUAUGAAGGGAAACAAACAGAUGGCAAAAUGUGGCUUCAGCAAGCAAAUUAUAGAAAUUAUGAAUAACACUGGCAUUGACUACGAGACCUUUGACAUCCUGGAAGACGAAGAGGUGAGACAAGGAUUAAAAACCUUUUCCAACUGGCCCACGUACCCCCAGCUCUACGUGAAAGGAGAACUGGUUGGAGGGUUGGACAUUGUGAAGGAGCUGAAGGAAAGUGGUGAAUUGCUGCCUGUGCUGAAGGGAGAAAAUUAAUGGGGAAGGACAUCAGUGGGAAGAGAAAUCCUUGGAACAAUUACUCAUUUAGGGAUUCUAUUGGAGCAAUAUACAACUUAGCCCUGUGGAAUAUCAGGAGUACAGAAAGAUAGUAAAUAAAUACUCUCUGUAUUUCACCACAUUUAAAAAUGUGUUUUAACUGGAGAGACAAAAAUGUCAAUUAAAAUCUAAUGCUCCAGAA
Messenger RNA from Pseudopipra pipra, 1266 nucleotides. RefSeq names its product glutaredoxin 3 (gene GLRX3). Gene Ontology annotation, cellular component: nucleus; cytosol. The transcript has 11 exons. Lineage: Eukaryota; Metazoa; Chordata; Aves; Passeriformes; Pipridae. Gene Ontology annotation, biological process: intracellular iron ion homeostasis. The coding region runs from base 81 to 1064 and encodes 327 amino acids. The record is from RefSeq and is a predicted model, not a curated record.